This is a messenger RNA of Haemonchus placei, 2313 nucleotides long. The record is from the annotation of a GenBank genome assembly. NCBI's taxonomy places the organism in Eukaryota, Metazoa, Nematoda, Chromadorea, Rhabditida, Trichostrongylidae.
UUCUUUUAUCGAAUGAUUUUUAAGUUAACGGACCUCAUCUGUACCUCCUUUUUCACACCAUAUCGUCCAUCAGAGCAAUACAAAUGUGGUGCAUUUCUACAGAAUCGUAUCGAAGACAAAACUCUCAACUACUACUAUUCAAGUAUUAAUCAUUUCAUAUCACUGCUGUCGAACAAAUUCCCUCAUGAAGAAAAACAUUCAAAUUCUAGGUGUUGCGUAUGCUGUUGUUCAAGCUCGUCGAGAAAGGAGAAUACAGAUUCACGUUUCGACGGGUGCAAGCGGAAUUCCUUGAAUGCGAUUAUGGCGUUACUGGUUUUGUUAGACGUAUUCGCAGCGGCAACUUUAUUGAUUACGGGACAGUAUGCUGAGUAUGGACUAGCUGAAUUGCCAAAUCGUUUGAACUACUGCAUUGACGACUUGAAUCUUUACAAACGAGACACCGAUGCUAGGAUACGAAAGUUAUUGAUCGACGACUACCAAAUGUUGAAUCGAACGGUAUCUUCGCAGUUGUCAUUCGCUGGGCACGAAGUCGUUCAAGGAGUCAAGAAGCUUACUGGCGCGAAUACGGUUGAUGCGCUUAUGAAUAUUAGUAAAAGUAAGUCAAUGUAUUCUACAGGGAAGAAAAGCCUGAGCCUGGGUCUUACUACUUACAGUGAUUUUCAGAUAGAAUACGGACGUAUGCGGUCGACAUUGAUCACUGAGCUACAAGAGUGUCUUCAAAAUGAAGUGGAAUCAAUGAAAGCAAUCUGUCUCAAAGCGGAGAAAACUUUGGAAACAAUGGCACCACAGCGACUAGAUAUUGAUCUGAGAACACUUGAUCAAAUUAAAAACGCCAACAUUCCUCAGUUGCUUGAUACAACAGUUCAGAAAUUUUCGGAUAUACAGAAAAAAAUCCAGACGGAAAUUGACAAGAAAGUUCACAUAUCUCAAAUGGAACUGAAACGAAUUGCUGAUGGUCUUUUCGUAGCAGCUGAAAAUAUUUCCACCCAGAUUCGACAGGUUGGAAGCUUGAGUUGCCGAAAAUUCAUUUUCUGUAAAAAAUUGAUUCUGUAUAAAUGGAUUGUAACCAUUUUCAGUCGAACGUUCUCCUUGGUGAUUACGUCUAUAUUCAUGCUGAUUGCAUUUUGCUUCCUUCUCGGACUGUUCUACGGGGUAUGUGGUCGCCGGCCAACCUUCUACAAUGAUGACUGCUGUGUACGGUCGACUGGUGGACGAUUUUACUCAUGUGGGAUCUGGCUGACCAUAGCUACAUUCACUGCGCUUUCUGUCAUAACAGCAGUACUCUUCUUCACUGUCGGGAAUACAUCUGAUAUUGUGUGCCGAACUCUUCGUGAUCCUCUAUCACGUAAUGACAUCAUCAAGGUAAUCGGCAGUUCAGAUCUGAUACGAGCAUGUCAACGUAAUGAAACACUCUACGAAAUAUUCCAACUUGAUAAGAAGUACCAUCGAAGGAACGGAUUUCAGUCACUCGAAAAGGAAGUGUAUGACAAAUUGGAAAGAUAUCUCAGCAUCACCUUGACGGACCUCCCAACUAUAGGGCCUAUCGCUAAUAUAAUUUCAAAUAGCGAUUUCGAGCGACUACAACAACUCGCUGCUGAACUGAACAAUUCCGAAAUUCGCCGUUUUAGUCUUUCUGAGGUGAGCAAACACCUAUGCUCCUGCUCUUCGAAUCAUUCCAGUUUCGAUGGAUACAGCUUGAAAGAUGGUGAGACUCACCUAUUCCAGAUGUUGGAGCAGAUUAAGGAAGUAGACACACAUUCCGCUAAACCCCUUCGAAUCAAAAUUACUUCACUUCUGAAAAACCUAACUCGCCUCAAUAAAAGGUCAGCUUUGAAAAUGCCAGUGAGCACGUUGUUGAGUAAGCUUCAGCAUGCUCAAGCUCUUCUUUCUGAAGAUUUACGAGGUACCAUGGAAAAGGCAGCACGAGAACAGUUGAAUGCCAUACUUUCUAAUAUCAACCAAUAUGUUGAUCAUGUUAAAAGUCAGAUGCAACAUGAAGUCUCGUCGUGUGCCCCCGUUAGAGCAAUAAUUUCGUCGUCAACAGCUGCUCUUUGUGAUUACACGAUUGACCCAUUGAACGGCGCGUGGAUGUCGAUGCUGAUAAGCCUGUUGUGCCUUGUGCCAAUACUUAUAUUUGCUACAGCACUUGUUAAACUGUACGAAAAAAUGCACUCAUUCCCGAAAUAUGUUGUGGAAACUCCACCGGAUCAUCAUCAGUUGUCCUCUUUCAUCACGGAUACAUACGAAACCCGUCAAAAGCCCGGCUACACAAAUUACUCUUACACCGAUAACUACCAUCGUACAUUCCGGUAG